Messenger RNA from Strigops habroptila (Kakapo), 3637 nucleotides. It is a transcript of the gene CTDSPL2, whose product is annotated as CTD small phosphatase like 2. Lineage: Eukaryota; Metazoa; Chordata; Aves; Psittaciformes; Psittacidae. The record is from RefSeq and is a predicted model, not a curated record. Gene Ontology annotation, molecular function: phosphoprotein phosphatase activity. The transcript is spliced from 13 exons. The coding region runs from base 240 to 1646 and encodes 468 amino acids.
GCGCCUGCGCGGCGGCCCCUCUCCCCAUCCGGGUCCCUCCGUGCGGUGUAGCAGGUCGGUAGGCGGGAAAUGGCGACUGGCUGCUGAGCGGCUGCGGAGCGCGGAGCCCCGGCGGCGGUGUAAACACAGCGGCGCCCGCCCGGCCCGCCGCGGCCCGGCCCGGCCCUGCCGCCGGGAGCCCGGACACCGGGGGCCCGGCUCCCCGGCACCCCGCACCCGCAGCUUUACAUGUGGUACACAUGAAAAUGAGGCUGAGAACGCGGAAAGCUUCUCAGCAGUCGAAUCAGAUCCACACGCCACGUGCUCUGAGGGCAAAGAGGAAACACUCGGAGGUGGAGGAGAGCUUACCUGUCAGCGGAGGCAGGCCCGCGAAGAAUGACACCGGCCUGCUGUCUUCAAUCAAAAAGUUCAUUAAAGGAAGCACACCCAAGGAAGAAAGAGAAAAUCCUGCAAAAAGAAGUAGGAUUGAGCGGGAUAUCGAUAACAACUUGAUCACAUCCACACCUCAAACAGGAGAAAAGCCUAACAAACAGAUCUCUCGAGUGCGACGGAAAAGUCAGAUGAAUGGAGAAGCUGGAAGUUACGAAAUGACAAACCAACAUGUAAAGCAAAAUGGGAAACUAGAAGAUAAUCCUGCCACUGGCAGCCCCCCCCGAACCACGUUACUGGGAACCAUAUUUUCUCCUGUUUUCAAUUUUUUUUCACCAGCAAAUAAAAAUGGAACAUCAGGAUCAGAUUCUCCAGGACAAGCUGUUGAAGCUGAAGAGAUAGUCAAACAGCUUGAUAUGGAACAGGUUGAUGAGAUUACCACAAGUACUGCAACAUCAACCAACGGGGCAGCUUACACUAGCCAAGCAGUGCAGGUCAGGUCCACUGUCAACAAUGGUUUGGAAGAGGUGGAGGAAACAAAUGACCGGGACCUGCCACCACUUACAGCACCAGUAUCUCCAGACAGUGGCUACUCGUCAGCCCACGCAGAAGCUACCUAUGAAGAAGACUGGGAAGUCUUUGAUCCAUAUUAUUUCAUCAAACACGUUCCACCACUAACAGAAGAACAACUGAAUAGGAAGCCAGCUCUUCCACUGAAAACAAGAAGCACACCAGAAUUCUCAUUAGUUCUAGACUUGGAUGAAACAUUAGUGCACUGUAGUCUAAAUGAAUUAGAAGAUGCUGCACUCACUUUUCCAGUUCUUUUCCAGGAUGUCAUUUACCAGGUUUAUGUCCGGUUAAGGCCAUUCUUCCGAGAAUUCCUGGAACGUAUGUCUCAGAUUUAUGAGAUCAUUCUUUUUACCGCUUCUAAGAAGGUGUAUGCAGACAAGUUAUUGAACAUACUAGACCCUAAAAAGCAACUGGUCAGGCAUCGACUCUUCCGCGAGCAUUGUGUUUGUGUACAAGGAAAUUACAUCAAGGAUUUAAACAUUCUUGGUAGAGAUCUUUCAAAAACCAUCAUCAUUGACAAUUCACCGCAAGCCUUUGCUUACCAGCUUUCCAAUGGAAUUCCUAUAGAAAGCUGGUUCAUGGAUAAAAACGACAAUGAACUCCUAAAAUUGAUUCCAUUUCUGGAGAAACUUGUAGAGCUGAACGAAGAUGUCCGACCUCACAUCAGAGACAGAUUUCGCUUGCAUGACUUGCUACCCCCCGAUUAAAGCCUUUUGCCUCAUUACUGAAGGGGGAGAAAAUGCAGGACCCUUUUGGACUAAAACAAAACAUUGCCAUUACUGUUGAAAUUUUGCAUUUUUGUACCCCGUCUUGCUUUUCUUAUCUUUGGUGCCCAACAAUAAUCAAGGGUUACAGGAAGAGACUUUCUAUGGCUGAGGUUGAACACGUUCAGUACUCCACCGUACAAGCCCGUGGGUAGGCUAGAACAGAAGAGUCUUUAGAACUAGUGCAACUCCAACACAUUUUUGUAUGUCCAGGACAUCUGCGGUUUAUAAAGAAUUCUGUUUCUGCCACCAGCAGUUUGACCUGUAGAAACACAGGAUUUUAUGAUAUAACAGAGAUUGAAAAUGGACUCGUGUUUUCUCUCUGUUCGGUGCUCUAAGUGGGUUUGUAGCCACUUUUCUGUUACUUUUAAGAUUCUCAUUUCAACAGGAAUGGCCAGUAAAAAGUUGUUUUAUUUUUCCUGUUAAGGUUUAUAACCUUUUUACAUUUUUGACCUGUAUUAGAUUAGGAUUUCAUUAUGCAUUCCUUUUAGUUGAGGCGCUUCAUAGUUUUUUCUGGAAAUAGCCAAAUUUUCUUAGUUUUUUAUUAAACAGUUGAUGGCCGUUUUCCUGCUUUGUCUGCCUGCAUACUGUAUAUUUGUUUAAAAAUACUCUCUAGUUUUAGCCCACGUAAGUUUCAUUUAGAAAGAGGAAAAAACCCACCCUGCAUUUAUAUUUUCUUUCUGUAAUAUUCUACUGUAGUUGGAAUCUUUUCAGAAAAUCAAGAGACUGGCUAGAUACGAAGAUAUAAGAGUUACUAAUAUUCAGAAUAUUUUAAAGCGUUGAUGGCCCGUGCGCUGGACAGACAGUAUCUCGCGGUGGCACAGACGGACAAGGAAUACCUCAGACGAUGCUGUGGGUGCAGGUCUGGAGAGGAGCACUGGCGCGGUCACGUCCCGGCGCCGGGCGGCUCGGUCGCUCCUGCCUCCCCCGAGGCUGCCGUGCUGGGCUGCUGCUGGUGUGUCUGGUGUUGCCGGGGCCGCCGUGCCGCUCGGUGGUGCAGCGGGUGCGGAGCUGUGUGCGCAGCGCUGGUACCCGGCUGUAGCUAUGCACAACCCCGGGGUACACCCGCGCCGCGGCCCCUCGCUGCCGCCGUGGGCCCUGCGCUCCCUGCGAAGGGGCCGGCAGCCCCGGCCCUAGUGCAGCUCCCGCCGGGGCCGGGGGGUUCUAGUGGUGAGUCCGUCUCCUCCCCAGGAGGCUUUUCACAGAGGGUUUAGUUCGCAGACGUUGGACGCCUCCGACUGCAUGAGCACGCCCCAGGCUCGGACUGGUUUUGUGUAAGAGAUGUCACAGAACGGCACUUUUUCUAAAGAGAAGUUUGAUAUUUUGUAUGCUUGUUAAGAAAGUACAGUAUUGGAAAUUAAAGGUGGACAACUGAUAAUUGAGAAGUAUGUCAAUUAAUUUUUUAUGUAUAUUACCUGUUUACUUGUACAAUUUUAUUGUACAAAUUACAUGCAGCUUCAUUUUCAAAUGAGUCCUUAAAAUAAGGAAAAUCUUUUUAGGAAAACAUUUAAUUUUUGUAUUUUUGAUUUUAAAAGGCAUGAGUUAUGUCAACUUUUUCCAGUGUAUUAAUGAAGAUUUUAACUUUUCAUCAGGUUGAGUGUUUUCUUACUAUAUUAUCUGUUGUGUAUGUAGCUAGCACAUUGUGUCACUGAACUGUUUAAAGAACUUAGCAUGUAGAGCAAGCCUGUUUUGUGGAAAAUCCUUCAUUAAAAAGCAAACCAUCAUGGCAGAUUUUCUGCAAAAGAAGUGAAAACAUUUGCAAUUCAGAAUACUGAUUUUUUUUGUAUUUAAAGAAAGGUAUUUUGCUUGCAGGAAAGAAAUACUACAGAUUCAUUUUAAUGAGAAUCUUUUAAAUGUAUUUAUCUUUAGGGCAUCUGGGCAUCUUUACGCUGUUUGUCUUAUGUCUUUAUUGAAAUAAACUGUACAUAACAUGA